This is a messenger RNA of Triticum urartu, 754 nucleotides long. Its product is annotated as ubiquitin-conjugating enzyme E2 2. Lineage: Eukaryota; Viridiplantae; Streptophyta; Magnoliopsida; Poales; Poaceae. The record is from RefSeq and is a predicted model, not a curated record.
GGGCGGCGGGUCAGGGCAGGCGAGCGCGCGCGCGUGCGCUCCGGGAGCGAGGGAUCGGUCGGGAUGUCGACGCCGGCGAGGAAGCGCCUGAUGCGCGACUUCAAGCGGCUCCAGCAGGACCCGCCCGCCGGAAUCAGCGGCGCGCCGCACGACAACAACAUCACCCUUUGGAACGCCGUCAUAUUUGGGCCCGAUGACACGCCGUGGGAUGGAGGUACGUUCAAGCUGACCCUGCAAUUCACAGAAGAUUACCCCAACAAGCCACCAACUGUUCGUUUUGUCUCAAGGAUGUUCCACCCAAACAUUUAUGCAGAUGGAAGCAUCUGCUUGGAUAUCCUACAGAACCAGUGGAGCCCUAUAUAUGAUGUUGCAGCAAUAUUGACCUCUAUCCAGUCCCUGCUGUGCGACCCGAACCCGAAUUCUCCUGCGAACUCUGAAGCAGCCAGAAUGUACAGCGAGAACAAGCGCGAGUACAACCGCAAGGUUCGUGAGGUCGUGGAGCAGAGCUGGACAGCGGACUAGCGUCGCCAGAUCCUGCAAUAAGCAAUGCCCGGAACGUCUCCAUUUCUGGCUUUGCUGGUCUGUACCACCGAAUUAAAACAUUGAAAAACCCCAUGGCCGUUGUGUCCCUGUGCUUGAUCUCCUCUUGUUUUUUCGGUGCUUGUGACCUGUUUGGUGAACUAAGGCAUGUUAUAGCCAUUGUAAAGAUUUUAUGUUAUAGCUAAGAAGUUGGUGCUGCUUGCGAGUCUUUAAA